This is a messenger RNA of Coregonus clupeaformis (lake whitefish), 1351 nucleotides long. Its product is annotated as B-cell receptor-associated protein 29. Gene Ontology annotation, biological process: endoplasmic reticulum to Golgi vesicle-mediated transport; intracellular protein transport. The record is from RefSeq and is a predicted model, not a curated record. NCBI's taxonomy places the organism in Eukaryota, Metazoa, Chordata, Actinopteri, Salmoniformes, Salmonidae. The transcript has 8 exons. Gene Ontology annotation, cellular component: endoplasmic reticulum; endoplasmic reticulum membrane. The coding region runs from base 82 to 798 and encodes 238 amino acids.
UCAGAGGGAGGGUUGGGGGUAUGUUCCUUCCAGUGUCUACUUCUAAUCUACCGUAUUUGUCGGUGGACUCCCCAGUAUAAGAUGACUCUCCAGUGGACUGUGGUGGCUUUCUUCCUUUAUGUGGAGAUAGCUGUCAUCCUGAUAUUUUGUCUGCCUUUUAUAUCUGCCAAGAGAUGGCGAUCACUGUUCAACCUGAGUAUGUGGAACUGGUUGGCUCCGUACUGGAAUAGGGGUUUCUUUACCAUGAUACUCAUACUCAUCGUUCUCUUCUGUGAUGCUCUGAGGGAGGUGAGGAAGUACUCCAGUGCGGAGCACAUGGGAGACGCCAAGCUGAACCCCAACCUGUUUGACCAUCUCCACAUGAAGCUGUUCAGAGCCCAGAGGAACCUCUACAUCUCUGGCUUCUCCCUCUUCCUCUGGCUUGUGAUGCGGCGUGUGGUGACUCUGAUAAACCAGGUGGCCAUCGCUACGGUAACAGGGACCAGCCUGCAAAUACAGGCGGAGAGCGCCAAUCAGGCAGCCAAGAAGUACCAGGAGGAGAACCUGCUUCUGAAACAGGCUUUGCUGGAUGAGGAGACAGCCAAAACUGCAAGCAAACAGCUACUGAGGAAGGAGGCAGAGAAGUUGAUGGAGGAACUGAAGACUGCAGAGGAUGCUGUGCGUAAAUCUAACGCUGAGGUGGAGGCCAUGAAGAGGCAGGCUAACGGUCUGACAAAGGAGUAUGACAGACUGCUGACAAAGCACAACGAACUACAGCAGAAUCUACAGGGUGGAACUGAAGACAAGAAGGAACAAUAAGCACUGGUUCAAAUCUUUGCUCCAGAUUAAUAGUGUCAAAGACAGAAGGACAGCUGUGUGACUUCACAUGGAUACCUGCUAUUCAGCUGAGCAACUCUUCAUUAAUCUCUGUCUUAUGUGUACUGUACUGUGCAUGGGAAAGGUACAGUUAUUCAAUACUUGUUAUUCAAUGUAUCCACAUGUAUUUGUAUUGUAUCUAAGAUAUGGGGCUAAAAUUGUGUCAUGGUUAAAGAAGGAACAGCGGAUUUUGUGUCUUUAACGUAUGGUCUUAAAUAGUAUAGUACAUUAGUACUACAUAGUAUAAUACUAGUAUAGUAUACACUCAAAGUACAUUAUGCAAAUAUGCAGAGCUUUCAGCUCAUGAAAUGCCGAGUCCUGUUUUACAUGUGUACCCAGUGGGCAAAACUGGUUGAAAUGAUGUCACAGUUUACAACCAGAACUGGUUAUGUGGAGGGUAUACCCUCAGAACAACUGUGAAUUUGUUUUUGCUGAGUAACGUGAAGUGACAUGAUCCUCUUAUGUUCAAUGAAUAAAAUACAAACAUUUGAACUAA